UCCCAAAACCAAAACGGAUUUACUUAUCCAACUUGUAACACUUCCCAAAGUCUUGCAUGUCUGCCAUGAAAUGGCUAAUGCAGAGAGGUCCACGUCUGUAUAGUACCCACCUGCCCUAUAAGACACCUGUACGGCACCAAUCCAGCUUUGUCACUUUGUCACUCUGUCUGUUGGUACUUGGUAGUAGCUAGCUUUUCUAUUCAGCCAUUACUAUCAAUCCUUCCUUUGGCUACUACCGAAGUCCUUUAAAUUUCUGUAUUUUAGAAAUCAGAUCAGAUCAAACUUCACUACAAUAGUGUUGAGUCUUCAACCUCAAGGUAGUUAUGAGAUGCCUUCUUCUUCCCCUCUCAUCAUCCUCAAGAUCCUUGCUUAUUCUGAGGCCCUUCACAUCACCAUCGUCACAAUCAUGUCCUCCUCUUAACCAGCUUGAGAGAUGUUUUGGUAGCAGCCGUGGGCAGGAGGCGCAGCAGAUGACUAGGGCGCCAUCGACAGCUGAAGAGUUCAAGAGAGUUGCAGAGGAGAAGCUGAGGGAACUCAGGGAAGCCGAGCAAAGCGUGGCCAGUCAGACCUUCGAGAAGACUUAUGAUGCUACCGAGGAGGCUGCUUUAGGUGACGGCAAACCUGAGUCCGUCAAGGAAAGGUACAAGCAUCAUGAACCGGGGGCCGAUUGUCGUAAGAGGACACAUGAUGAUGAUUAAGACAAUAGUUUCUUGCCCAUAUAAUCAGCGAGCUAGACUGAUUAUACUACCAAAGUCGAGGCACAUAUUUAUCUCAGAAUCUCAUAGUUCUGUAAUUUUCAUGAGACAACAGAGAGAUUAAGGUUAUAGCUAGUCCGAUUUGGAGGUCACUGAAACUAUGUGAUGUAUAACAAAGAAGUGGGUGGUCUUUUUAAUUAAACUUGUUUUGAUUUUCUGAGGAAUAAGACGUACUCUCGUGUAGUGUGUUUGAUGAAGAUCGAGCUAGGCUUUCAAUUAGAAAUAAGCCAUCUGUAAUAUUCUGGUUAUGAAGGUCGACAUGUACUGCUCUUAUCUUAAACAUUGCUAUAUAAGUGUGUUCAAUCUCAUUUGAUUGUUUGAACUUUGAAGAAA
This is a messenger RNA of Fragaria vesca subsp. vesca, 1088 nucleotides long. RefSeq lists its product as uncharacterized. Lineage: Eukaryota; Viridiplantae; Streptophyta; Magnoliopsida; Rosales; Rosaceae. The transcript has 2 exons. The record is from RefSeq and is a predicted model, not a curated record. Bases 324 to 698 code for a protein of 124 amino acids.